GCCAACACACCUUGAGCAAGGUGAGGGCACGGUUCGCGCGAGGGGGUCAGUGCGAUACACUCGUGGAAGAUUGGUGAAAGAUCCCGUCGUUUUGGCUGCGGUUGUGUCCCUCCCGGCCUGCAGAACUCAAACCCUCCGCGUCGCGAGCGAGAUGAGGACGCAGACGAACGCGCAAGGGCGGCGGCUGAAGAUCCUGUGCUUGCCAGGUCAAUUUCAGAGAGGACAGACGAAACACCGAUACAUCUGCACCCAGCUGUGUGUGCUCUGUCUGUCUGUCUGUCUGGUGCCUGCAGGCUGGCGCACGAACUCGAGAAUCUUGAGGGAUCAAUUGCUUCUCUCGGGGCUGACGCACCUGCUGGCAGUAAGCGCACAUCAAUCCCUCGACCGUACCGGCAGGGCACACACAGCACACGGAUGGCUGUGCUGUGCUGUGCUGUGCGUCUUGCCUCGCAGGACAUUGCUGAGCUGAAGUGCCUCGACCCGUGCCAACCUGCGCAAGGGCCGACAAACCCAAUCGUCAAAGCGGUCAGUAAGUCGCCACAUGGGACUAUCAUAUCAUCGCAUCAUGCCACCUGUGUGUUCCUUCCUGCAGGCGUGGCCUGAUGAGACUGACUUUUAUCAGUGGUGGUACACGAAUGAGAACACCAUGGAGUACGAUGCUGGCGAGGCGGCGGUCGACUAGUAAGAAAGCAUGACUGACCAACUGACAUGACACGCUGCCAAUGAUUGACUGGUCCAUUCAUUUCGCUACUGUCUGUCAGCAUUUCGAAGAAGAUAAGGGAAGAGGGUCCUGUGGAUGGUAGGCAUCGCAUGUGUGUCGGACACGUGCCCAGCCCAGCCAGCACAUGGGGUGUGUCAUUAGUCGUGUGUUUCGGUGUGUGUGCAGGUCUGCUGGGCUUCUCGCAGGGCGGGGCGCUUGCGUGCAUGUGCGCAGCACUGCAACAAAAGGUCAGUCAGUUUGUCACUCCGCCGCCACCUCCCACAUCGGCCUCAUGCAGGCAGACCUGUCUGUGGCGGAUGUGUGUGUCAGGCAGACGACGAGAGGCUGAAGAAUGCCCUCAAAUUCGUCAUCACCAUCGCGUCUUUCUCGCCCAGGUCGCCCUCGUGGAGCCACAUUAUCGAGAAGGAGCAGCCCCUGACGCUGCCGUCGCUGCACAUAGCGGGCAAGAAGGACGAGCUGCACCCCGCCAGUGUACAGAUGGCGCAGCACGUCUUCCAGGGCGGGGUGCUCAUCGAACACGAUGGCGGACACACCAUUCCCAAAUUAGGUGAGUCAUGGCUGGCUGGACGGAUGAGGGAUGGAUGGGGGUAGGUGACUAACUGCAAUGCAUUCAUUGUGCGCGUGUGUUUGUUUGUUUGUGUCUACGGUGCAGAUGCCAUGAAGGGUCAGCAGCUGCGUCACUUCCUGAUGGCUCACAUGGCAAAUUCGCUGCUGUGAGAUGUCAGUGGAUGGGGCAGGGAGGAUGCUGGCGCGGGGCUGGUUGAUCGAUCCAUG
Vitrella brassicaformis is the source of this 1495-nucleotide messenger RNA. NCBI's taxonomy places the organism in Eukaryota, Vitrellaceae. The record is from the annotation of a GenBank genome assembly.